UUCAAGCUCAGCAAAGAAAAUGGAAGUUUUUUCCAUGUUUUCUUCAAUAUCAAACCCUUCUUUGCCCAUGCACAAAGAGAUUUUUUUGCUUCCCUACUUUUGGUUUGCUCUGAAUUUAGAUGACUUUUGAGUAGUAUGAUCACUUCUAUAAGUAAGGUUCAGUGUACCUUGGGUAGAAUCUAAAGAUGAAUACUUUAGAAUAUGCUACAGAUUACUUGGUAUUUUCAUUUUUCAAUAGAGAUUAAUAUCUCAUAUUGUUUCUUAUAAAGCUAGUGCAAUCCACAAGCUAUUCUUAUCCAUCCAGUGUUCCAGACCAAUCAGAGAGAAAUCAAGCUGUUCUUAUUGCAGAGAUGAAGCAUGUUUUGGUUUACUUUUAUCUCUGCCUGAUAUGCACUGUUGCAGUUACGUCCAUGGAGUCCCAUAUAAAAGAUAUAUCUGUUCCCUACACUCAACUGGGCUCACAAAACAGGCAUGCUAAUGCUAUGGUAACCCUAGCAGAUCAGGGUGAAGAGAGAAAAAGCAUGGAAGCAGAUGGUGCAGAAAAAUGGGUUUAUCAAUCUGAUUAUACAGGACCAGGAACCCAUCCGAUUAAUCCAUCUCCAUGUUGUUAAUAUAUGUUUCUGAACGCAAGCACGAAGUGUACUGUCUGCAAGACAUCCUGAAUAAUAUUGUAAGCUAUAGUCGUUGGUCAUAUGGGACUUGUUUUCUAGCCCUCUAAUCGAUAACAAUAAUCAAUGUCAGUCUAAGUACUAUUGUAAUUAUGCAGGUAUGUCUGUGUAAGUGUAUGAAUCAUCAUACACAUCGUUUAUGUAAGGGUGUAUUUUGAAGUAACAAUGUUUAUGUCCAUGGGGAAGUAUAUUAUAACAGUGGAUCUGUUUUGUGUUUAUUGGGUGAGGAUGUCUUAAUAUGUAAUUUUGUCAAUAAAUGGUGUAAUUUUGUGUGAA
Molecule: messenger RNA, 944 nt
Organism: Cryptomeria japonica (Japanese cedar)
Lineage: Eukaryota; Viridiplantae; Streptophyta; Pinopsida; Cupressales; Cupressaceae
Exons: 3
Coding region: 351-611 (86 amino acids)
Source: RefSeq, a predicted model, not a curated record